CGUGAUUUCAUCUCCAGCUGGUUCUGGUGGGUCAUGGCAUUUUUGCAUUGGAACAGCCUGCCUCUUGUUUUUCUUUAUUUUGCGACGACUUGGGUUCCGUCCUUUGACUGCGGUAGCCGAUUAUUUGCCUUAAACUCUUCCUCAUAAUGUGACACGUUGACGCUGUAAAAUGAAGCGGCCCAACGAUGGCCACAGCUCUGCUACAACCGAGGCAGAACAGCACAAGCCGCUGGGCACUGCCUCGCAAGUUCUCACUAGUCUUGCCGCCGGAGCCAUGGCCGGCGCCCUCGCCAAAACCACCAUUGCACCGCUUGACAGAACAAAAAUUAAUUUCCAAAUCAAUCAAGCACCAUACUCAGCGCGCCAAGCAUUGAAUUUCUUGGCGAAAAGCUACCAAAGAGAGGGACUGAUCAGCUUGUGGAGAGGAAACUCGGCGACGAUGGCCAGGAUCAUCCCUUACGCAGCGAUUCAGUUCUCAGCACACGAGCAGUGGAAACAGGUCCUGGGCGUCGACCAAGACAAAGUCAGAAAAACGAGUUCUUGGCGCCGCUUCCUCUCCGGUUCGCUAGCCGGCGUGACGUCGCAGUCCCUUACUUACCCUUUGGACAUGGCCAGAGCGCGAAUGGCUGUCACCCAGAAGGAACAAUACAGCAGCAUUAGUCAUAUGUUUGUUAGAAUUUGGAGGGAAGAAGGGCCACGAACACUCUACAGAGGCUACUGCGCCACUAUUUUGGGCGUCAUCCCCUACGCCGGGACUUCUUUCUACACUUAUGAAACCCUCAAAGCCUUACACAUGGAGUACUGGGGGACAAGCGGCACAAACCCAUUUGAGAAACUGUUAUUCGGCGCCGUGGCAGGACUGAUCGGGCAGACAUCAUCUUAUCCGCUAGACAUUGUGAGACGCAGAAUGCAGACUUCCCCUAUCGCCAACAGUCAAUACCAAACAAUUAGGGGCACGCUAAUCAAAGUGUACAUGGAGGAAGGUCUGAAGAACGGGCUCUUCAAGGGUCUCAGCAUGAACUGGAUCAAGGGCCCUGUCGCCGUGGGAAUCAGCUUCUCGACCUUCGACACUAUGCAGUACUAUCUGCGUAAAGCCCUCAAUUACGCCGAUCUUUAGUCAACCAAAUCAAUUGAUUGUGUCUGUGAUGAAAGACUUUUAUAAAAGUGGUGCACGAGGAGACGAACGACAAUAAUAAUACAAUCUUGCAUAGUGUAGCAGUUUGCUUGUGCCUUUCGUGCCAUAUUUUGUUUUUGCCAGUAUAUUUAUUUGUAAUUGUUUUGGUACAUACAACCAAAAUUGUUAUGUUUAAAAAUUAUAAUGCCACCAUCUUCCCAUAAACCGCCAUAAGCCCAUCUAUGCCAAUUUAAAAGCGAGAUGCUUUCUUACAUUAAUUACAAAUCUUAAGUUCUCCCGUUUAAAAAAUACAAAGGCCGCUGCAAGAAAUUGAUUACCAGUAGAACAAAACUAAGAUAAAUAUAUCUUCUGAAACAGUGAGAACAUGUACCACCAUCGUUGUUUCGUGGAAAAUUGUUUUAUUUUCAAUAAAUUUUAUGGAUUAUUUGAAA
Messenger RNA from Cloeon dipterum, 1566 nucleotides. It is a transcript of the gene DPCoAC, whose product is annotated as dephosphocoenzyme A carrier. Gene Ontology annotation, cellular component: mitochondrial inner membrane. Gene Ontology annotation, biological process: transmembrane transport. The transcript is spliced from 8 exons. The record is from RefSeq and is a predicted model, not a curated record. The coding region runs from base 170 to 1117 and encodes 315 amino acids. Lineage: Eukaryota; Metazoa; Arthropoda; Insecta; Ephemeroptera; Baetidae.